Molecule: messenger RNA, 9246 nt
Organism: Orbicella faveolata
Lineage: Eukaryota; Metazoa; Cnidaria; Anthozoa; Scleractinia; Merulinidae
Product: cilia- and flagella-associated protein 46-like
Biological process (GO): axoneme assembly; cilium movement involved in cell motility
Source: RefSeq, a predicted model, not a curated record
CCAUAGUGACUGUGAUAAGAAAAUCCAAGAUGGUGGACGUGUUUAGUUGACAUUUCAGAAAAUUCGAAAGGAUAGCGUCAUAUAGUUGUACAUAUAAAGAAAAACUCUAACACAAAGAUGGACAGCAAUAUACGGAAGCUUGUUCAUGCAGCGGCUCAAGAUAAUGACCUGCCUUCGUUGUCUGAGGCUUACAAAAAGUUGAAGAAGGAAAGGCAAUCUUCUGACGACAAACUUGACGCAGUUUCGUCGGACCUUUUUGUUUUGUGCGCCGAGGCAGCGUUAAAGCAUGGUCAAUUAGAUGUCAUGGAUGAAUGUAUCAAGAUGUUUUUCCUGAAGACUCCUCCUUCUAACCAGUUUUUAUGUCGGGCUUACUUGUGUCAAGCUCAACUUAAUGCUCCAACUUCCUCCAAGAAUCCAGAACAGCUUGAUAAAGCAGCGGAAUAUUUGUUGAAGGCAAUUAAUUUUGCUAAAAAGAAUCCUAGAUACUACUUCCUGGUAUACAAUGCUUCAGUGCUCUACUGGCAGUUUUGUCGUCCAUUCCUGAAGCCCAAUUAUCGUCAGUAUUUGGCUAAAAGCUUGCAUCAGGUGGUAAAAGCUCUGGAUGAUAUUGAUGACAAAGAUUAUGGCUGGAGAGCACAACUAAUGAUUGCACUUAUUGAGUGUCAUGUAGAUGCAGGGCGCAAAGAAGAUGCCACACAAAUCAGUAUUGCCACCUUGGCUUUCACCAAGAGUAAUGUUCCCUCAUUAUAUACAACUGUCCUUGGACUGCAGGUUCGUCAUCGACUGAUUGAUCUGUCCAAAGCGUCAAAAGAGGCCAGAGCUUCAAAUGAGCUGUACAUGUUCUACAAGAUUCAGAGACUAAGAACCUUGAUUGAAGCAGAUGAAAAAGUUGACAUAGAACAGGAGCUGAAUAAAAUCUACAAAUCAAUAGUAAAAGGUGUGGAUGCCACAGACCGUGCCAGCACAGCCAUGUCUACCAGCACCAGCACCAGCACCAGCAAGGCCAGCUCUCCUUAUGUUGUUGGUAGCAAUGACAGGAUACCACUGCUCAUUGAGUUGGCCAGACUUUGCUUGGAGCAGAGUAAACACGAUUUGGCUGCUGACUGUCUUGAAAAUGUCAAGGGAGGAGUUAAGAAUUCUGAGACAUUGUUGGAAAUUGAGUUCAUGAAGUGUGAGUUGAUGGUCCAGUCCCUUGGAGAAAAGAAAGAAAAUUACAGCAAGUCUGUUGUAGAGAGACGCAUCCAAGCAAUUAGAAAACUUGAGCAGUACAUAAUGACAGCUGUUAGAAUGGGAAAUCCAAAUGUUAUCCAGGCAGGAUGUGUGACAAUGUGGAAUCUUGCUCUACCUCUGCUGCAGUCAAACUUAAGACACCAUGUACGUAAACCACUGACUCUUGCUGCACAAGCCUUGGAGGACAUUGACAGCCUGUUAGUUUUGCUACGUUGCCAAAUGCAUGCAGAAUUAGCCAAGUGUGAAGAGGCUGAGGAUCAGCUGGAGUAUGCUGUCACACAUCUUAGAAAGGCACUUGAGAUGGAUGAUUCAGGACAGUAUGGUGACAGACUGCAGACAGCCCUUACUAGGCUUCAACUGAGGGCAACACUGUAUAAGACUCCAGAAAGACCAGAGGAUUUGGCUGCCAUGAUUAUUGAACAGGCAAGAGCCAGUGAUGACUCCAGUACAGUUCGUAUGAAGCGAGCUUCAUUAGUGAAGGCAGGCGAGGCUCUGUCACCUGAUGCCUUUAUGCUUGUUCUUGACGGUGAAAGUAAUACCAAGGAUCCAUCCACUGGUAAAGGUCCACCUACUUCGUUAGGAAGACUGGCUGGCAGGGCAAAGCAGUUUGAGAAAGGAGUCAGCAAGGCAGCUGGUCAUUUGAAGAGGCUGGGAGAUGAAAAUGACCAGGAAAGAGUUCGCAUUUGGGCAGAUCUGGCCAAAACUGCUCGUAAACAACAGGUCUGGGAUGUGGCACGAGUUGCUGCCAGGUUCUGCCUUCUUUAUGAUGAUAAUCGGUGGUCAAAGAAAAAUCCUAGUAGCACGUCAGAAAAAAAUGGUGAUGGUAAUGCAGAAAAAGAUGAGCCAACAGGGAUCAAGUCACCAGUUCCUGCUGAAUCAGGCAGCAAGCUGGAUGUAACAGGGAUGAAACUGUUGUAUCCUGAAGGGAUGACACCAUUUACUGUGGAAAAGGAUUUGUUAAGGAUACUGGCUGAAGUUCGCUUCAUAUUUGCUGAGGCUUUGGUCCAGUUAUUAAGGACAGAAGGGGUACAGCUGGGAGACAGACCUGUCCCACCUGAGGAUACCAUCAAAUUGCGCCCCAAAAGAUAUGGUGAUCAGCCUGUCAAUUUUGACGAUAUGCCAGAGUGGGUCUCUUAUUGUGACUGGAUCUCAUCACUGUCAAAUGAAGUUAUUCACAGCUUCCAGCGUGCAGCUGAAUUUGGAGUGGAACUGAAAGAGCCAUGGCUUGUGUGCAAUGCUGCUGUGUAUUUGUGGAACUAUACCACCCACAUGCUGUCACAAGGACGACACAAGGCAGUUAUUCCCAUUUUCUCUCCUGUGUUAGAGGCUAUGAAGCUUACAGGUCAUGAAGGUGAAACAGUUCUAUUGUGCCAGAUGUGUAAUGCCAUUGCCCAAGGAUACAUGAAGCCAUGGAUUCCAGCUCUUCCCCCUCCUACUGCACCAGCCACACCCAGCAAGGACAGGGGUGAAAAGACUGAGAAAGCAAAGGGACGGCAGAGUGGGAAAGGAGCAAAGGGAGUUCCAUCAAAAGGCUCGCUACAGACAGUUACUGUAGAUCCUGAAGCUACACCAGAUUUGAAGCAAGCUUUGGAUGUGAUAGAAUAUGCACUAAACACAACAAAUGGUCAAGAGCCAAAGAAUCUAGUGCCAAUAAGCACUCGCCACCCUCUAAUCACCUCAUGGGUGUUCUGUAAACAGCUGUUGAAUCAGCAGAUGCCAAAGAAUCUUGGUCAUGAUGACGAGAAUCUCCAUAGUCAAGGUCCCAUGUGCCGUGCUUUGUGUGCUGUUGAAAUGCUAUCACUGCAGAACAAUGGCUUACCGGAGUUUACUGGAACAUGUCCCACACUUCCCGAGACUGUGAAGUUGGUAGAUGGAUGCCAAUGGAGUGACAACUUGGUGGAGUUACAGAUGUGGAGCAGACUGUCCGUGCUGGCUUUUAACGCCGAGAAUCAUUCACUAGUACUGCACUGUGGUCAGAGGGCUGUAGUCUUUGCUCAGAGUGAUAAGUGCCUGGCUAAACGACAACCUAAGAAGCCGGACAGCAUUUUCAAGCACAAACUCGUGGUAGAACAAGAGAUGCUUUAUUACGCUAGUGUUGUUAUGGGCCAAAGUCUGAUGAAGAACAUGCAGGGCAAGAAUGAGAUCAGGAGAGAUGCACUUGUCUGUUUUGUCAAUGCUUGCAGAUUCGGACAGAAAGCAGGGAAUUAUGACUUGGUGAUCGCAGCUGCUCGUCAUUACUGGAAUGCUAUCAAGCCAUUUAUUGUAGAGCCAAUUGAGCGAGAGUUGCUCAGGGAACCAAUGGAAGCUGUGUUGGAGUGUAUUGCUGCAGUAGCGGAUAAUGAAGUAGACAAGGAAGAUGAGGAUGACGACGAGGAUACAGAAUCAUCUCCAGAGAAGAAAGUAUCUAAGAAACCUGUAAGUAGCAAGAGUGAUAAAGAUAAGAAAGCCAAAGACAAAGCAGGGGACAAGAAGAAAGACAAAGAAAAAGAGAAGGAGAAAAGCAAACCAGGAGACAAAACUGGAGGUAAAGGAGGCAAGACCGAGAAGCAGGACUCAAAAGAUAGUAAGGUGGGCGAUGACAAAGGUAAAACAGGAAAGCCAGGGGCUGAACAAGAAGACAAACCUCCACCAUUACCUAGUGCGUAUGACGAGGAUCUGAUGCUACGUGCCGCCAUGUAUGGAGUGUUAUUUCAGGCUUACGCUGAUAAGGGUGAAUGGGAGCAAGGAUUACGUGCUAUGGACCAGGCUGUCAAGGACAUGCCGAGGACAUAUCACAGAUUGCUGAUAUUCAAACAUCGUGUCAUAACUAAAGCCAAGCUUGGACGAAAUGUUGUAUUUGAUAUGGGCAAGUUCAAGAAUGAGAAAGAGGAUGUUAUCGCCGCCAUGUGGCGUCAUGUGGCACUCAAUUCCAAAGCUGCAGGGGAUCAGUUAGCUGCUUAUCAGAAUGCAAUUGAAGCUCUUGAGAAUCCAGAGAGCGACUGGCAAAAGGUAGACUACCUCAUGGAGUUUGGAGAAUGGCUGUUUGUUAAUGAGUAUCCAGUGGCUGACGCGUUGGAUCAGUUUCUCUGGGCAUCUGACAUUCUGCUCAACAAGGACCCACACAAAGAUGGCAAACAAGGUGACAACAAUGACGCAAGAAGUGAAAGCGAGAGCGAGGUAGAUGCAUCUAAGUUUGUGCCAGAGGAACACCGCUCGGUAAUAGGCCUACGUCCUUCAGAUGUCAACGUUAACCUAGAGGACAUCACCGACAUCCGACAGCUGGAGACUCUGAUGCGUGUUCAUGUGAUGCUGGCUCAGGUGGCUGGUCACUCGUCUCCACACUCCACGGACUAUGUGCUGUUGGCGUAUGCUUUCCUUUAUAGGAUAUGGCAGGUAUCAAUCUCCUCUGCUGAACGCAUACAAAAGGAAGGAGGGAAGCCUGGGGAGAGGGCCCCAUCGAAGAAAGGCAAAGAGAAAGGCAAGGAAGCUAAGGAGUCUCAAACAAAAGUGGAAAAAUCAAGUGGGAAGACGUUAUUUCCAAGCACAAUGGAAGGAUGGGCCACUUUUGAACUUUCAGAGAAGCUUCAGGAGUACUUCAAGUGUGACAUCACCGGAACAAUGAUAAACAAAGCGACCUUCCAGAAGCCGAUGCUGAGCUUGUACUACAUCCAAGCCUUGUUUCGUGACCUGCGUGACCUGGGAUAUCAUCAGCUGGCUCUUCCUGUUGUCGCCAUGCAGCAGCUCAUAGCAGACUUGAUAUUGGACAACAGUCAACUGAAGAAGCUUGUGCAUCUCAGAGCAAUGGAGUUAUGUCAGGAGCUGAACUUACCCUCUGGGGUGGCCCAUCAUGAGAAGUGCGCUGGCCACAUGUUACUGACAGAGCAAGAGCAAGCCAAAUCACGCGAGGAAAUCGAGAUGUGGAAAGAGAAACAGCGCCAAGUGAAAACCGAGGAAGAAAAAACUAAGAACAGCAAGAGUGUCGUGUUCGAUACCAGGACCUCGAACCUGGUACUUAGGCCCCAGGCGCCUGGUGCUGGGGACAUCGUGCAAGAGGAAUCCUGGAACGAACACAAAUGGGUGAUAAGUGAUGUGUGUUACCGGGAGUUAUGGACUGAGCAGGCUGAAAUACUUAUCCGGCAGGGUCAGUUUCUACCGGCUCGGCAGCUUCUGAGUGAAGCAAAUCUAUCAGCAAGGGCAUUUGAUGACAAACGAACUCUUUCCAAUAUUCUGCUCCAGUUAGCUGUGAUGGCUUUGGCAGAGUCAAACUGGGGACAAGCUACGUCAUUACUGCUUGAAGCUCAGAAUCUUCAUGGAGAUCAAAGAUUCUGGUUAACAACCACCCUGCUGUUAUGUGAAGCGUCUUUCGCAAAGAUCGACAAGAAUUCUACCAUGCUGAACACGCCAGACCCCCUCGCCAAAGACAGGGCACGCAAUAUUCUGUUACGUGCAAAAAGGGUUUUCAAGGACCUGGCAGAGGAGAACCCCAAUAAAGCUAACAUGGCGGAUUAUAUCGAGGCCGUCCUGGAAGCCCGGUUGGGUACUCUGCUGUCGGGUCAUGUGGUCAAUGAUCCUCAUUUGAGAAAGCAGGAGCAAGCUCACAAGGACCUGAUUAUCGCCUGCAAGCACCUGUCCCGUGCGACAGCAAAGCUGAGUGAGUUGGGUCACAGACGAGAGGCAGUCAAGAUCUUGUUGAAACUUGCUGCCAUCAAGAGAACCUUUGCUGAAGACGGUAUCACGCCCGAGGAGAGACAAGACAACCUUCUCGAGGCGUUUGAUAUCCUGAAAGAAGCUGCGAGUUUAUCUGAUGCUGUACUGCAUGAUGUCCAGUCUGUUUCUACUCUCUCAGAGCUCCGUAACUUGAGUUUGCCUGUUCAACGGGAAGCAGUAGACGCCAAGCUUGUCAUUUCUGAUCUGAUGGUGGACAUGUUGAAACAGUUUUCUAACGAAGAUCGAGGAAAGCGUGAAUUAGAGACUCAGAAGGGAAGCAUCCAGAAGUUGAUAGAUGAUUAUGUUGGUGUGGAACCUUCACCAACAGAGAAGCAGAGAAAAUGGAGAGAAGUUACAAGAACUCUUGCCGAGGACACAAUGAUGCAACUGUCCAUGGCGCAUGGCCUGACGGGUAAUGUGGGAUACCUCAAAGCCAAGACCCUUUAUGUGCUUGGCCGCUGUCUGGGUGUACUUGCCGCGCAUACCGCACCUGAUUCAGAUACUCAGUGGAAGGAAAUAGAGGUAUCGAACGAAGAACCGGAAGAGAGCAAACGGGCCCCGCCUGCCAACCCGCCCGUUGUAGAACUUGGUGCAGGAAACCAGGGCACUGCUGAUGAUCCUGAGGCCGAGAUUCCCGCUAACCCAUCCAGGGAAUUCCUUAAAUUCGCUAAUCAAGCGCUUCAGUUAAAUGCUGAAUUUUCAACUUCGAAGAGAUAUCUAAGCCAGGCAGUGGAAUGUUUGACACAGUGCGUCCAGAUAGGACUGAAACAGGGUUUCAAGGAUGUCGUUUGUGACGCGGCUCGCGAACUGGUGGAAUCUAUAGGUGCACACGAUCCACUCACUUCUUCGCAGUAUCUGGCGCUCUAUCAGAGUUGUCAUCUAUCUCAAGUGCUGGAAGGCGUGUUACGGCGAGUCCAUCAAGAUCCUUCUGUUUCUCGCCAAGCUGCCUUGUUGCACCAGAGAAAACUUCUCACUGAGAUGGAGUUCUUGAGUGAUAAUUCUUCCAGCAUUUUGGCAUCAAAUUCCAGUCAUCUUGCCGAUUGCGAGGCUUGGAGACGUUUAACGAUAGCAAGGAAUCAUUUGGAACUGACAAGAGAGUUUUCAGCGACGAAUACUCAGUUUGUUGUGCUUCAGCAUUCUCCUGAUAGACGAUUUCUUUACGGGGCUGUGCUGGACAAGGGUCGUUCUCCUAUACCAAGCGGAAAGGCAAACAAACAGUCGUCAACUGUACCAGUUCCUUCAAAGCCCAUAAUAACCCGUGCAGCUGUGAAUGCAGAGGAACUGGAACAGCUCAUUGAAGAGUUUUGUCUGUUCAAAUCUGACACUGCAUCUGAGCUCAUGAGACGAAACUAUGUGCGACACCAACAGGAGCAAAGGCGGAAGAUGUUGGCUAAACUAGAGGACAAUAGUCUACAGGCUGAUAGUCAGGAGCUGUUGACUGUUGACUCCAGUCUUGCUGAAAAAGAAUCCCAACUCGAGUCCCACUUUAGGGAUGUUGUAGCAGCGGUUGAAGCUUACUUGGAUCCUAUCUUGACUAAACUACACCCAGCCUUGAAUCCAGAGGCAGUGUCAGAAUCCGUAGUUCUGUUGGGUGACGAAUGGCUUCUUCAGUUACCGCUGGAGGCGCUCAAGACCUUUGCUGUUCCUCAGAUCACGAGCAUAUCACGUGACUUCUCAUUACAGUUCCACUAUCACCGCGUUCACCCGGUCGAGCGUUCAGAAAGUACAAUUAAGGUUGCUGGAAAAGCAGGAAAGAAACAAGACAAAGCCAAAUCAGAUAAACCAUCCACAGCAAAAUCAGGACAAAAGAGUGAAAAAAAGGGUGGUAAAGAAAUAGGAAGUGGAGUUCCCAAAGAAGGUCCUGUAGUGGACUUCAACGGAAUAAGAUACAUUGUCGACCCUUAUGCUGAAUGUAGCGAGGAAGGUGAUGACAACCCUUAUAUGGUAAUGAAUGACGUCAUCGCUAAGUACAAGAACUUUACGGCCAAGUGGAAUGGAAUUAUGGGAAACGAUCACCUUCCGAGUGUCGGUGAAUUUCAACAUCUCAUAUCUGAAAGCAGUGGUUUUAUCUUUUAUGGCACUGAGAGAUACCUGGGGUGCCUGCCACCUAAUAUGCUAGCAUCUAUGAAUGUCACAGACUGCCAUUUAGUUCUGUUGUUGGACUUGGUUCAGACAAGCCAGAGUUUCCUCCGUCAGGGAAAAGACGAUGCCACAAAAGCUGUUGGUGAGUUAUGGCUUGAGCGUCCUCUGGAGACCGCCAUGCUGUUAUCGUUAGUAGGUGUAGCAGGGGUGGUGUCUAAUCAGUGGCACUGUCAGUUGUCUGAGAACAAACACAAGCUCAACACCUGCCUCACUGGCCUGCUGGAAACGAGCAAAACAGUAGGACAAGCCAUCAGAGGUCUGGUACAGUUUCCUAAAGCACCUGAUGAUGAACCGGAAACUGACGCCGCUUCAGAACGAGGCUCAAAAUCUGGACAUCAAAUCGAGGUAGAAGUGACUGGUGACGAGCAAACAGUCCCGGACCAGGAGGAAACUGGUGUAAAGGAAGAAGCGACCGAGCCUGCUUCAUUCUCGAGACACUGGUUUAACACAGUGCUGUAUGGUACACCAACGCUACUGUUGAAUCCGCCGAAAGGCUCUAGCUAAUAGUCCAGGAUGGACAUGUGACACUAUAUUAACAUGGCAAACGGCUUCACGAUGAAAGUGAUCGUUGUCAGGUUCUUUGCGCGGUCGGAAUUGUGUAACACAAACACCUUAUCAGUGGACCGCACACCAAUUAAAUUCACAAAAGUACUUUUUAAAACGACAUUGUACAAAAAAUGCACUUGAUGUUAAGAAGAAGCCUUUUCCUUUCUUGGACAAAAGUUUCCCAAACUGACCUCAAAAAUGCAAGUAUGUUGUUAACUCUUACUUGGGCGUUUGCCGAAAAUGGAAUAUUUAUCCAUUGACAAAGGUUUUUAUACAGUAUAAACUUCAUUUAACUAUCUUGUUCCGUCCAUAUUGAGUAGCAUUGACGUCAUUUUGUUUUUGUGAGUCUUUCGACCAAUCGCGAGCCACACGCUAGUCCAGAAGCAUUUUUGCAUUUAUGCAACUUUGUUAACUAAGUGCUUUUACGUGUAACAAGCGGGUGGCGCUACUGAAAGAUACGAACUUCCAUCUGGACAUGUCUUCCGUGCAAAUGAUUACGUCAAGUUUUUCAAGUUCCAUGCUGAGAGAAUUUUCAGCGGACCCAGCGGCAGCCUGUACAUCCAAAACGUCCUCGUAACCCAAAGUUCUAGAUUAUCACAGUGUAACCACGUUUAAGCAAAAUAUUAACGAAUGAUAACCGUU